Messenger RNA from Chara braunii, 608 nucleotides. NCBI's taxonomy places the organism in Eukaryota, Viridiplantae, Streptophyta, Charophyceae, Charales, Characeae. The record is from the annotation of a GenBank genome assembly.
UGGUGGUGCUAUGGUGGUGCUGCUCCCACGCCACCGGUAUGCUCCUGCUGCUGCUGCUGCUGCACUCCUGUAAGCUGAUGUAACAGUUGCAAUGCGACGCAGCAGCUGCUACUGCCAGGUGUUCAUGCUGCUGUGUUGUGCCUAUGCUUGUUUGUUGCUGCUCCUGUUGCUCUGUUGUUCCUAUGUUUCUGCUGCUUUGGCGGCGGUGGCUGAUGCAGCACUGGCUCCUGCUGAUGGUACUGCUGUUGCGGCCGCUGCUAUGUUGAUGUUAUCUGAUAAUGCUGAUGACUAUGGUGAUGCUGAUGAUGACUAUGGUGCUGAUGAUGACUAUGGUGCUGAUGAUGCUGAUGGUGCUGAUGAUGCUGAUGAUGCUGAUGAUGCUGAUCAUGCUGAUGAUGCUGAUGAUGCUGAUGAUGCUGAUGAUGCUGAUGAUGCUGAUGCUGCUGCUGCUGAUGAUGAUAUGUGGGCAUGCUGCUGCAUUGAUCAUGUGUUUCUGCUACCUUACUCCAAUGCGAUGGUGUUAUGCUGCUCCUGCUGAUGCUACUAGUGCUGAUUUGCACUGGUGCUACUACUGAUAAGGCUCCUGUCGCGAACUGCUUUGACCAUCA